Molecule: messenger RNA, 918 nt
Organism: Necator americanus (New World hookworm)
Lineage: Eukaryota; Metazoa; Nematoda; Chromadorea; Rhabditida; Ancylostomatidae
Exons: 1
Coding region: 1-918 (305 amino acids)
Source: RefSeq, a predicted model, not a curated record
AUGAAAUCACUAUCGUGGGAAGAAAGGGGCAUACGUGCUGAUGGAAGAUUUCUUUCGAACCUUCGUUUCGCGGACGACAUCGUUCUCUUUUCGAGCAGUACCAAUGAAGCAGAAACGAUGCUCAACGAAUUGAACGAAGCAGGGAAGAGAAUAGGACUACGAAUAAACAGAAAGAAGACACAGUUCAUGAAUAACGCGCACUGCGAGGACGGAGGAGUACAACUUGAAGGCGCCCAAAUCGUGGAAACUCCGUCAUACGUAUACCUCGGACGUUCUAUGAACAUGGAAAACGACUUGAAGGAAGAACUGAAUAGAAGAGUGAGAGCAGCAUGGGCAGCAUUCGCAGCCGUCAGGGAAGCUACGGACCAACUGACGGACCAUGAUCUUCGUGCCCAUCUGUUCGACUCGACAGUCCUUCCAGCGCUCUGUUACGCAGCGGAGACGUGGGCAGACACCGCGGCCAUGUCUAGGAAGCUACUUACUACCCACAGAGCCCUUGAGAGAUGUCUCCGGAAGUUUAACCGGCGCACACAACGCCUUGCCGGUCUUCGUAGCUCCGACUUAAGAGGAAUGUCCCGUCUUCGCGACCCAGCGGAAUAUGUAUCGAAAACAAAACAUAGAUGUUCCGAUCACAUCAUGAAAAGAAUCGACGAUAGAUGGACUGAAAGAACGCUGGAGUGGUUCCCAAGGGACGCAAAACGCCUUCGAGGGAGACCGCCAACGAGAUGGGGUGACGUGUUCGCACAGAUGGACCAGCUGAGAGCUCAGGUGGAUACGGCUCAAGGACCUCGUCAACGUCACUCACGAAGCUUGAGAAAAUCUUGGAUGACAAUGCCAUCACGCGGCCAUUCAUUCAAACAGGAAGAUCGCGGAUCAACUAGGGCGAUAUCACAAAUGAAUGCAUCAACCACUAUCUAA